Patella vulgata (common limpet) is the source of this 1864-nucleotide messenger RNA. Its product is annotated as GATA zinc finger domain-containing protein 14. The transcript has 11 exons. NCBI's taxonomy places the organism in Eukaryota, Metazoa, Mollusca, Gastropoda, Patellidae. Gene Ontology annotation, biological process: regulation of meiotic cell cycle; meiotic DNA repair synthesis; homologous chromosome pairing at meiosis. Bases 192 to 1739 code for a protein of 515 amino acids. The record is from RefSeq and is a predicted model, not a curated record.
UUUUUUCACUUCAUCAUAACGAGUGGCCGGAAACAGUUUGGAAAAUUUAAUAGGUCUACUAGCAAAGGGUUUUUUCGUGGGAUACAAUCGAGAACUGUAGGCCUUGCUGGGCCCCUUAAACUUGAAUCAUAACAGAUUUUAAAGUCCAAGCUGUGUUUUCAUCUUGCUGAUAAAACAAGAGAACGAUCGUUAUGCAGAACCUAGCGCCAGCACCCAUAUUUAAUCAAAGAAAGAGGCAGAGACAGGCAAUAUUUGCAGAUAUCAACCCGGGACAACCUGCCACCAAUCCUUGUAACACCACAUCGUCUAAAACAAGUUUGAUGCCCGUUGGUGGAUAUUCGGGUGUAAGAGGUGGUGGCUCCAGUUCUUCAAGAGGUGGACUAAACAAAUCUAACAGAGGGCACUUUACGACUGGCAAAAAUUAUAACCAGACAGAAAAUUCAACUAGUUUUAAUCAACCGAGCAGUAUAUGUGACGGUUUCAAUCAAACACUAUAUGUUAAAAGUGAAAAGUUUAACAAAUCACAACAAAUUCAAAGCCAACAGGGUCAUUUCAAUCAGUUUAAAAAUGGAAACAGCAAUGUCUGUAAUAGAAGUAUUCAAGGCAACGGUAACCAACCAAACAGCGUUAAUAUCAAUCAAUCAAGUAAUAACAGCAGAGACGGUUUCUACCAAACACAAAGUAACACCAGAGGAGGCUUUAAACAGUCAAGCAUUACACAUAAUAACAGAGGCGACUUCAAUCAAGUUAACAAUAAUUUCAACAGGGCAAACUUUAACAGUAACCCGGGAAGCAACGUCUUCCACCCAAUUAGUUCUAAUAAUAGAGGAAACAUUAUCCAAUCAAACAGCAGUGGAUUAGGAAGCGGAGAUGAAUUUAAGCAAUCAUGUUUUGGGUCCAAUUUCGGAAACAGUUACGAAUAUAGUGACUUUUAUUCUCCUUCACGUGACAAAUACAAGAAAACAGAGGUUAUUUCCAAUCAAGCAAUAAAUCAGUAUCAACAGAAUAACCGUUUUGGUAAUUUCCAUGGAAAUCAAGGCGUCACUAAAGUGAACAACUUUGAUGGCAGAUUCCAAAAGGCACCCGAUUUUGGUCACCAGAAUACGCCAUCACGCGGUAAAACACUCUCGUCGUCAGGAAAUAUAUACAGUACUGGUAGUGGUCCUAACCCAUUAAAUUGGGGAACCCAGGUAGUUAAACAACCUCAAACAUCUAUGUUUGAUAACAGUAGCCAGUAUCAGUCGACAACACAGAAUUAUGGGUAUUAUCCGAUGUCAUUUAAUCAGUCACUUAAUGGUAAAUCUCUAAAUACAAGUAUAAAUACACAAGAACAACCUAAACAUAAUGAGAUCGACAAGAGUUUGAAAUUAAUCACAACUGAUAUUGAAGGCGUUAAACGAUGGGGUCAAGUCAAAACCAAUUUCAUUUUAUUGUUUGAAAUAUUUGGAAUGGUUGACUCUGCUGUUUUGAUGAAUGCUCCAGGUACGGGGAAAGAGUUUAUUCUCAAUGAUGGAUCAGCAUCUAUACAGUGUCUCUUCUACGAAAUAGACAGAGAAUUACAAAGAUUAGUUAGAGGACAAUGGCACAGGUGUGUUGGAAGCCUACAGAUGAGAUCUGGUAAAAUGAAAUGUGUUGCUAUACGACCAGCGUCUGCUGAAGAAAGAAAGACAGCGAAGAUAACAGCCGCUGUAUCAGAACGAUGGUUACAACACUUUACUAAAAGCUUUAACGAACAAUAAUUACUUGUAAUUUUGUUGUAUUAAUAAUGUAAGAUUUAGAUAAACAGCUGGUCUUCUUGCUAUAAUAGUUCAAAAAUAGAUAAUGACAAAUGAAUAUAUUGAAAAUCUCUUUCAAAUUACUUUAU